CCCUACGGUUGCUAUAGAGCGGAGAGAGAUGUCACAGGCGGCGGCGGAGACAAGUGGGUUGCUGAGGAUGGCAGAGAUAGAAGGGAGAGGGAGGGGUCUUGUGGCGUCCCAGCCACUGAGGGGCGGGCAGAUUGUCCUCAGGGACUCUCCCAUACUCCUCUACUCUGCUCUUCCGUUGAUCAACAUCAACCAAUCAUCUUUCUCUUCUUCCUCUCACUCCUCCACUUCCAACAUGUACUGCGCCAAGUGCUUCAGAAGCUUACUAUCCUCUUCUUCUUCUUCGAGUUCAGUGGUACCUUGCUCUUGUUGCUCCCAUCAUCAUAUAUUCUGUAGCCAAAAAUGCCUGUCCGCUGCGCUCACAUCGUCCCACUCUCUAUGGGUAUGCCAAGCCCUUUCUCGUCUCCGAGAUUGCCCCUCUCUCGUUCUUGAACAACCCGUGGAACGCCAGGUCCAGGCCCGUUUUCUGGUUGCCGCCUACCAUCUUGCCCUUUUCUUCCCUUCCCAAUUCCAGAUUCUGCUCUCCCUUGAGGGCUCGCCUAACGCCCCUGACACCACAGCUGCGCAAUUCCUUCAUUCCCUCAUCUCAUCCCUCUGCCCUCCUCAUCCUCCUCUUGAGGGAUUCUCGGUGGAACUCACUGCCGCAUUGCUGGCCAAGGACAAGUUCAAUGCCUUUGGGCUGAUGGAGCCUUUCUCCCCCCGUGACGAUGGCCAACGUUCCGUCCGAGCUUAUGGUAUCUACCCGAAUGCCUCCUUCUUCAACCACGACUGCCUUCCCAAUGCCUGCCGUUUCGAUUACGUCGACACCGCCCCCGACCACCACAACAACACCGACAUCAUCGUUCGCGUUGUUCAUGAUGUUCCUCAAGGCAGGGAGAUCUGCUUGAGCUAUUUUCCCGUCAACGAGAAUUAUGCCAGCAGGCAGAGGAGGUUGAUGGACUAUGGCUUCACUUGCCAUUGUGACCGCUGCGAGGUCGAAGCCAAUUGGUCCGAUCAUGAAGACGAUAAUGUUGCCGAGGAGGAAGAGGAGGAGGAGGAGAAAGACGAGCUGAUGGAUGAGGACCACCAUGACCAAAUGGCAUCCUCCCAAGGACAAGGAAAUGCUGAUUUCCCUCACGCCUAUUUUUUUAUCAGAUACAUGUGUGAUAGGGAAAAUUGCUGGGGCACUAUGGCUCCCUUGCCUCCCAAAGACGACGCUACUCCCUCUAACUUCUUGGAAUGUAAUGUAUGUGGCAACCUCAAGCAUGACCAAGUGACUGAUGCUAGUGGAGGAGAAGACGAGCUUUCCAUGGAUGACUGAGUUCUCUUCCUUCCUGCCUCUGACUGUUGGAACUGAGUCCGAUUCCAAAAGAUCUUCUUGCCCAAGCCAGUUGAAAAGGUAAUAAUAUUUUCUAAAGAAAUUGUGACAUAUACGUGCACAAUUCUCAUUUGCUUGUGUAAUUGCAGAAGAGUUGUGCCUAAACAUAUAUAGAGUUACAUAGAAGAGACUUAGAAGAAUUUUCAGGCAUCAGUUAGGAGGAAGCUUAAAACAAGUCCACAAUGUGAGAGAGGACAUAGAUCCGUAGAAAAUGAAUUUUGUCUUCUUAACAUUAAACCCGCCCCUCCGCAUAUAUUUGCUCGUUCGUUCUGGUUGUCAAUCUGCAGAAGUUGAUUGCAUGGAGGUGGAGUAGAGUGUUGCCUAUUUUCCUAUGACAGCUUGAGCACUAGUUGGUCGUCAGCGAUGGCAUCAUUUGAACAUUUACUCCACUCUUCUGUUGUUAAUAUUGUGGCGUUGGUCGUCAGCGAUGUGUCAUCCUGUUGUUAAUAUUGUGGCGUGGUCUGUUUUAGGUGGUGGCAUGGCAUGCAUAUUAAUUUAUUAAACACGCUAAAUAAUCAAUUUCCCUUGUUGCUUUGCUGAAAAGACACUUCACAAUGUAUAAUAUCCAUUUCUAUUGCCAUUGCAUUUGCGGGGAAAUUUGAAAGAACAAAUAGUGCUAUAU
Corylus avellana is the source of this 1976-nucleotide messenger RNA. RefSeq names its product histone-lysine N-methyltransferase ASHR2. The record is from RefSeq and is a predicted model, not a curated record. NCBI's taxonomy places the organism in Eukaryota, Viridiplantae, Streptophyta, Magnoliopsida, Fagales, Betulaceae. Gene Ontology annotation, molecular function: protein binding.